This is a messenger RNA of Paramormyrops kingsleyae, 1529 nucleotides long. RefSeq names its product N-terminal glutamine amidase 1 (gene ntaq1). Gene Ontology annotation, molecular function: protein-N-terminal glutamine amidohydrolase activity; protein-N-terminal asparagine amidohydrolase activity. Gene Ontology annotation, cellular component: cytosol; nucleus. The record is from RefSeq and is a predicted model, not a curated record. Lineage: Eukaryota; Metazoa; Chordata; Actinopteri; Osteoglossiformes; Mormyridae.
AAUAAUCAUGAGACCAACACUUUCUUUUAGGAAUGUUAUAUUACACCAUGUUGUGGCAGAUCUUUCAUACAAGAAUGUUAGUUGUCAGCAUGUUCCAUAACGGUAUAUAUUAACGAAGGUGAAAGUUCAAAUUUAUAAAGGUUGCAUUUGUGUCUUUGUCUUCUUUUCUGUAUUGUUGUCUAUACUCUAAAUUGUUUUAUUCUGUUUUAUUUAAAUAUAGGGGUUGAAGAAACGAAGCUUUGCUUGGUACGUUUAAGACAGAAAGAUUUUCCAUAGCUUCCCACAGAAGGGUUCAGCAUAAGCUUCAACGCAGCUGCUUCGGACCGCCUCCGCCCCGUUUCUUUACACAUGCCAUGUGUCUACAUAACUUUCACGUUAUCUGAUUUAAAAAAGAACAACUUAAAUGAUUUAAAAUAUUUGUGCAACAGACGUAGAUGUGCGUAGGCACACUAACGCGUAAAAUCAAAAUACAAAAACUACGUUUUAUUGAUAUAACAGGAAUUUCAGCCCGCGGUUGAUCGUUCGCACGGUGCUAUACAUUCCCAGAAAGUGAACGCGCUGAAGAGGCGCAACCUGAAACGCAUCGGCGGCGCUGUGGUUUCAACACGGACGCGUGUCGCUGGGACACGUUCGCUCUUGGUUUCCGGCUCUCUCCGGGCUGUUAGGAAGCGACAUGUAUUAAGCAGUUUGGAGUCUUCUCAGAUAUGCAGGUUAGCGGCUCCUCGCCGGAGUACGAGCGCAUUACUCCCUGCAGGAAGGACUGCGUUUACACCAGCUGCUACUGCGAGGAAAAUGUUUGGAAACUAUGUGAAUAUGCCAAGAUCCAAAAGCAAUUCCCCAUGGAUGAGAUUUAUGCUGUCUUCAUAUCCAAUGAGCAGAAGAUGGUUCCUCUUUGGGAGCAGAAGUCUAGCCAUGGAAACAAACCCGUAAUUUGGGAUUACCAUGUUAUUCUGCUGCAUGACGGGAACAAGGAUCAAAGGAAACUGCGUGCUAUUCCAGCAGAAGAAUUCCUGCAGAAUUUUGCAUCAGACAGAUCGCAUAUGAAAGAUGCUACUGGGACAUGGCGCGUGUCUCCGCCCCCAUACCCCUGUAUCGAAACAGCAGGGUCCAAGAUGAAUUUAGAUGACUUCAUUAGCAUGGACCCCAGUGUGGGAUAUGGUCAGGUCCACACUCUGACUGAGUUUGUCCAGCGGUUUGGACGUAGCUGAGAAUCGCAGAAUGAAGCCCGUCGGCCGGGAAAACAAAUGGGGCUUGAGGGACAAGGACACUGUGUUCAACAUUUUGGUGCUCAGCUUUUCAUGAGGAGUUAAUUUAUCAUUUGAAGAAACGGUACCUAAUCCUGGACAGAUGGUUUUUUUCAAGCGUGUUUUUUUUUUAUUUCUAAACAUUGUAAACUAUGGUAAGAAAUUGUAAAUAUUAAAGGACACCUUGCUCUAUUUCUGUGAGGGAUAAAGGAAAUCACUGCAUUAUCACCAUUUAUUGGUUUCAUUUUUAAGAAAAAAAAACAAUAAAAAUGAAGACAGUCUGAA